This is a messenger RNA of Salarias fasciatus (jewelled blenny), 1642 nucleotides long. It is a transcript of the gene malb, whose product is annotated as myelin and lymphocyte protein. Gene Ontology annotation, cellular component: membrane. Lineage: Eukaryota; Metazoa; Chordata; Actinopteri; Blenniiformes; Blenniidae. Gene Ontology annotation, molecular function: structural constituent of myelin sheath. The record is from RefSeq and is a predicted model, not a curated record. Gene Ontology annotation, biological process: myelination. The coding region runs from base 303 to 764 and encodes 153 amino acids. The transcript is spliced from 4 exons.
GGCGACGUCGGCCGCAGCCCGGGGCCACGGGAUUCCUGUCACGGUGUCACAGGUCAGCAGCUCACAUUAAAGGCCCGGCCUGCGGCUGCCAGCACUGAGACACGGAGGGUGUGUCUGGGCUGCACCGGCGCACCGGGGCUGUUGUGGGAAGGGAUCUCUGGAGCCACAAUAGCAGAACGGGUUUGUCUACAGACUUGGCUGCCCUAUAAGGGUCGGGCGCGCCUGUGGCGGCUCCGUUAGUCUGGAGAGGAGGCCGGGCGGCUCGCUGUUGACUCGGCUCCCGGGAGAAGGAAGAGGCAGUGAUGGCUGCAACCAGCGCACAGUCGAUGGGGAGCCUGCCCAGCGGCCUGGGGAUCUGCACCACCGCCCCGGACAUAUUCUACCUGCCGGAGCUGGUGUUCGGCGGCCUGGUGUGGAUCCUGGUGGCGUCGACCCGCAUCAGCCCGACCAACCCGCUGGGCUGGGUGAUGUUCGUCUCGGUCUUCUGCUUCGUCAUGACCUUCCUCUGGAUGGUCAUCUUCAUGGCCGGGGGUCACAGGAACAGCCCCGCCUGGGCCGCGGCCGAUUUUGCUUACCACAGUCUGGCGGCGCUCUUCUUCCUCAGUGCCGGAGUGAUUCUGGCGUACAUCACCUUCCUGAGCAAGGCAGUAGCGGAGUUCAGAAUCUACCAGAUUGACAUCGCAGCUGUGGUGUUUGCGUACCUGGCCACGCUCCUCUACUUCAUCCACGCCAUCCUGUCUGCCAUCCGAUGGAAACACUUCUGAAAGGAUUCACACACAGUGUAUGUGUCUACAGGAAUGUGUGUGUAUGUGUGUGUGUGAGUGAGUGUGUGCAUAUGUGUGUGUAGUAGAAAUACCACCAACUGAAAUUAUAUUAAGCCUGACAAUUACUUCUCAUCAGACUUUCACAUAUUUUGUCAUAAAACACACAAAGCGAUUAGAGUUAAGACUUUAAGCCCUGUUUUGAGGUUGUGAAUAUUUCUUUGUGAAUGAAGUGACUUUAGGAUUACUGGAGUAAUGCCACAAAUUAAAAGCAAACAGAGGAUGAGUUAUACUUCAGAAAAAUGUGAAGAAACUAUCAAAACUCUCAUCAAUCAGGAAAAAGUCCUGCUUUUUUCUUCUUCGCUUAAACCUCAAUCACACACUAUUUCUCUUUAAUUUCUCGCAAUAUAUUAUUAGCUGAUUGAUUUUCUGAGAAUCCUGAUGCAUUUAUAUUGUAAGCUUAAGUUUAAUGCAAACAUUUAAAUCAUUACCUCUGCUGUUUCCCACCUGAACAUGGAGAAACUGAUAUAAAAUCACAUUAAUGACUCAGAAAUCCAGUUUUCUCUCACUGACGCCAACUCCACUGGCUGACAGACGCUACAGCUCCAAAGUCUUGUUUCUUCAUGUCAGUUAUUGCUUUAACGUCAACAGGUCGAACCUUCUGAUCCCGCAGAGCUUCGUGUUUGUGAACGGUAGCACCGGAUUCUGAUUCAUGGACUGAUUUUCUGACCCAUUUGUGAUUCUGAAACAAGAAGAGAAAUUCCAGAACUUCAACUGAGGAAAACUGAGCUGGAAAAUCAUGACAUGUUAUUUUUAAGUUGGAGAUGUAUUUGUAUAGUUUUGAUGUUUUUUUUAAAAUCCUCAUUAAUAAAAUUAAAAAA